AUGAUGACCCAGAAGAAAUUACACAUUCAUGGAAAUAUUGUGCUAAUGCUUCUCUUAUCUUUGAUACAAGAAUAUUUUGCUGUUGAUGGAAAAGAAUUACUCAGCAUGUGCAAUAGUGGGACUGUGGAGAGGCACAAGAAAGUCUCCUCUAGAGAAAAUGCUGAAGUAUUGACUGUCUAUCACAAUUCGCAAAUUUUGUAUUUUUACUAUUGCUUCACUGAAUAUAUUCUUCUUGCCUCAAUCAGUUUAAUUUCACUUAUCUGCAAUUAUGUUGUCAGAGCCAUUUUAAAGUUGUAUCAGCAUUCCCUGAGUUUGGCAUUUGGUGUGAAACAGAUCAACUCAAACCCAACAUUCUUGUCUAACGUUACCCUGGGAUUUUUCAUCUGUGAUAACUAUUUUGACGCCUGGCUGACUUACCGUUCCACUUUGGAGCUGCUCUUCCGAUCUGAUCAGUUGGUUAUCAACUACAGAUGUGAUAUCAAGGAGAAUCUCCUUGUGGCCAUUAUUGGGGGAUUUGGUGCUGAUAUUUCAUUCUUCAUGUCAAAUAUCAUAAGCCUUUAUAAAAUCCCACAGCUUGCCUAUGGCUCUUUUGCUCCAAAGAAGCAUGGGACAAAGAUGGAUGCGUCCUUCUACUGCAUGGCUCCCAAUGAAAGCCUUCAGAUUGUGGCAAUAAUCUUUUUGCUAAAACACUUUGGAUGGACAUGGAUUGGCCUUUUAAUUCUGGAUGAUGAGAGCGGAGAUAAUUUCCUCCAAGCCUUGGAUCCACUUCUUUCAGAGAACAGGAUCUGCUUUGCCUUUGUGGAGAGAAUGCCCAACCAAGCCUUUUUUCAUGUGUUUCAAAAUAAAAUUGUGGAUAGGAUAAAUAUUUAUUUGGUGGACAUCAAAAUCAAUACAUUUAUCUUCUAUGGGGAAAGCACUACAGCAAUGCUUUUGUUUAUGUUCCUUAAAUAUACAUAUUCUUUGAAAAUAUUGGGAAAAAUGUGGAUUCUCACAGCUCAAAUGGAUUUAACAUUAACAAGCCUUCAUCGCCCCUCAGACCUACAAUUGUUCAAUGGAGCAAUUUCUUUUGCUAUCCACUCCAAUGAACUGCCAGGGUUUGAUAAAUUCCUUCAGGCCAUCAAACCAUUCCAGACCCAACGAGAUAGUUUGUUCAAAGAAUUCUGGGAGCAAGGCUUUGAUUGCUCCUUUAUGGGGAAUAAUAAACCAAUGGACAGUGAUGAAGCAUGUACUGGGAGUGAAGAGCUAAAAAACCUUCCUGGGCAUUUAUUUGAAAUGAGUGGCCACAGCUACAGUAUCUACAAUGCAGUCUAUGCUGUGGCACAUGCUGUUCAUGGUGUGAACUUACUUAGGUCUAAAUACAAAAGAGUAGCAGAAAGUAGAAGGGAUGAACUUCAAGAUCAAGACACUUGGAAGCUUCACUGGUUUCUUCAAGGCCUUUCAUUUAAUAAUUCACUUGGAGAAUCUGUGUCCAUCAACCAUCAUGGAGAAGUGCUUUCUGGAUUUGAUAUUACAAAUGUGGUCAUGUUUCCAAACAACUCCUACCAUAAAGUGAAAAUUGGAAAGAUGGAUCCCAAAGCAAUUGAAGGAGAACAAUUUAUAAUUCAGGAACAUUUAAUUGUGUGGCAUAAAGAUUUUAAGCAGGUCUUGCCCCGUUCAGUGUGUAAUGAUCCCUGUCCUGCUGGCUAUCAGAAGAAAAAGAAAGAAGGGCAGAAAUUUUGCUGCUAUGAUUGUGAUCCAUGUUCUGAUGGGAAGAUGUCAAACAUGUCAGACAUGAUUGCCUGUUCUGAAUGCCAAGAAGAUCAAUAUCCAAGUAAGGACAAAGUUCGAUGCAUUGCCAAAAUCAUAACUUUUCUAACUUUUGAAGAACCUUUAGGGAUCAGUUUAGUGGUGGUUGCUGCUUUAUUCUUAAUCAUUACCACGUUCAUACUUGCAAUAUUCAUUAAGUAUAAAGACACUCCUAUGGUUAAAGCUAACAACAAGGACCUCACCUACACUCUCCUCAUUUCCCUUCUGCUUUGCUUCCUCUGCUCUUUUCUCUUCCUUGGAAAACCUCUCAAACUGAUUUGCUUCCUUCAACAAUCCGUGUUUGGCAUUAUCUUCUCUGUGGCCAUUUCUUCUGUACUGGCCAAAACCAUCAUGGUCAUUGUAGCAUUCAUGGCCACCAAACCAGGGUCUGGCAUGAGAAAAUGGUUGGGGAAAAGGUUGUCCAUCUUAAUUGUUUUUUCUGGCUCCUUCAUUCAAGCAAGCAUUUGUCUGGCAUGGAUGAUCACCUCUCCCCCCUUUCCAGAGCUUAAUAUGCAAUCAGUGGCCGAAGAGAUCAUAGCAGAAUGUAAUGAAAGGUCUGUUGUGAUGUUUUAUCUUGUCUUGAGCUAUAUGGGAUUUCUGUCAUUGGUCAGCUUCAUGGUGGCUUUUCUAGCUAGGAACCUGCCAGACACAUUCAAUGAAGCCAAGUUCAUCACUUUUAGCAUGCUGAUGUUUUGUAGUGUUUGGUUAACUUUUGUUCCCACCUAUUUGAGCACCAAAGGAAAGUAUAUGGUAGCUGUGGAGAUCUUCUCCAUUUUAGCUUCUAGUGCUGGGUUAUUGGGAUGUAUUUUCUUCCCCAAAUGCUACAUUAUUUUGUUGAAGCCUGAACUCAACAGUAAACAUCAACUUGUAAAGAAAAAGCAUUUCUGA
Molecule: messenger RNA, 2673 nt
Organism: Crotalus tigris (Tiger rattlesnake)
Lineage: Eukaryota; Metazoa; Chordata; Lepidosauria; Squamata; Viperidae
Product: vomeronasal type-2 receptor 26-like
Exons: 7
Coding region: 1-2673 (890 amino acids)
Biological process (GO): G protein-coupled receptor signaling pathway
Cellular component (GO): membrane
Molecular function (GO): G protein-coupled receptor activity
Source: RefSeq, a predicted model, not a curated record